This is a messenger RNA of Colius striatus (speckled mousebird), 1690 nucleotides long. It is a transcript of the gene SPATA7, whose product is annotated as spermatogenesis associated 7. Gene Ontology annotation, cellular component: rod photoreceptor outer segment; photoreceptor distal connecting cilium; axoneme. NCBI's taxonomy places the organism in Eukaryota, Metazoa, Chordata, Aves, Coliiformes, Coliidae. The transcript has 12 exons. The coding region runs from base 32 to 1690 and encodes 552 amino acids. The record is from RefSeq and is a predicted model, not a curated record. Gene Ontology annotation, biological process: microtubule cytoskeleton organization; protein localization to photoreceptor outer segment; protein localization to photoreceptor connecting cilium.
CUGCUCUGCCUCUUCGCGCGCGGCCGAGAACAUGGGGCUGAGAAUGCAGAACGGUAGCAGGCGGAGCCAAGUGAGUGAAUACCCAGCUGUUGGCAUUCCCAGAUGUGGUCCAGCAAGUCCAUUUAAAGGACACUUGAGUACUAAGAGUAAUGCUUUCUGCAUUGACUCCUCCCAAAGCCUAACUAACCAGUACCUGAUCAGAGAUCACAUGCUGUUUCAUUACAACAAAAUUCUCUCAGCCAAAGCAGCCAUAGACUGUUCAGUGCCCAGAAGUAGGUUAGCCAGCAUCAAACUUGCUGACCAGCAAAGAAGAGAGAAACUGAAAAAGAAGAUAGCCAGAUGUGAAGAGGAAAUGAGUGUGUGUAAAACUGCCUCUCAAUCCAGCUCAAGAGAGAGUGGAAAGCUGCUGCCAUCUUCUUUUGGAAAGAGCUUCUUGGAAGCAGAAGACAAAGGCAGUCUGUUGCCCUGUGCUGGGCAGGUGCAGUGCCUCUCAAGAGCGCCAUCUCCUCACAGUCCCCAUGGCUUGGUGUGCUGCAGUCCAGGAAAUCAUGCCAGAAAACACUCUCCAAAUCCAUCCAAGGCAUUGAACUCAAACUCAAAGGUUGGUGCUUCAAGUACACCAAGAAAACGCCCUGGACUGUCAGGCAGUUGCUCUGCUGACAGUUUUGUGAGCAUCAGGCAUUCCCAGAGGCGUCAAGGAAGCAACUCCAGAGUCUGCAGUGGUGAUCUUCUAGACAGGCACUCUGAAUUCUUCACUGACAGACGAAAACCUUUUACUCCACGCACCUUAAUAUCAGAUGCUAAGUCUUUCCUGUCAGAGUACAGGUAUUACACUCCUGCUCGAAGGAGAAGGAAAAACCACACCAAGCAGCACGUGGAAGCUCAAACACAAACUGAUGUGAUCAGCUUUCCAUCUGCAGACAGGACAUCCAAGAGAAAAGUUACAAUGGAACAGCAGAAGAUUCCAUUAAAGGCUGAAGAUAGAAGACACACUGUGGAUGAGCCCGAGAGAGGAGUAGCUGCUUUUCCAAAUUCUUUCCUAAGAGAGACAUGGUUGUAUUCUCAGCAGUCUUCAGCAAGGAGGCCUAUUGAGGCUGAAGAGGAGGACCUUUCAUGUUUAGCUUUCAUGGAAGAUGUAACAAAUGAAAUUCUUAGCUUUGGGCUGUUUUCUAACAGAGUUCUGGAACAACUGUUUGAGUGUCAUAUACAAGAAAACAAGUACGGUUUGGAUGAGAGCAAAAUGCGCCGUUCGCUGGCCAUGCUAAGAGCAGAGCUGGGCUGCAGCACGGAGCACAGCCACCCCCUGGACCUGCCCGGGUUUGAAACAAUGGAAGAGCUCGAGUUUACCAGUAAAAGGCAGGGCCAAAGAAAAGCUUCAAAAAAUGAAGAGUUGUUUGAGAUCAUGGACUCAGAAGUAACACAACCAAACACAUGUGACUUACUGGUAUGCAGGGAAAGCUCAGGAGAGAUGGAGAGCAAGGAUGACUGUUCAUAUGCUGCUGAAAUGAUGGAUACUGGGACAGCGUCUGAUUCUUGUGUGAAAGCUGAAGAUCACCCAGACACUUCACCCUCAUGCGAGGCAACUUUAAACUCGAUUACUUGCGAUAGUGGUUUGGAAGCCAAGAAGGAACUUGAUGAUCUUCAGGAAAGCUUUGCAGAGGCCCUUCAGAUCUCACAUGACCAUUCAUAA